AUGGUUCGACAAUUCUUCGAGCUUCGAGACGAGCAAGAGAAGCGAAAAUACGUUUCAGUUGCUGCUCAACCACCACUAUGUAGGAUGCUGCUCGUGAGAUGGCUGAUAGAGAACGGUGCGCCGUUAGAUGUCGCUACCGCUAUCGAAAUUGGCACAAAGCGCAGUUACGCCCAGAACGUCGAGGUGGCGUGGUGGUUGUCGGAGAGGGAUCGCGUUGCGCUCGUGUUGGGAGGGCUCAGCAAGAAUAAGUACCGCAAAUUGCUGUUGUGGGUGCUGGAACACACUGCUUUCAAGGACGCGAGCUCUCGUGCUACUAUUGGUGACGCUGUCAAGCAGCGAAAUUAUGGCACGGCUGAGUGGCUGUCUGAACAGGUUGUCAACCCCGAGGUUCGUACUUGGUGCCUCCCUGCGGAGGAGGAAUCAGAGGAAGGCAGACCCUCCAAGAGAAGACGGCAAAAAGUCAAGUAG
Molecule: messenger RNA, 468 nt
Organism: Phytophthora sojae
Lineage: Eukaryota; Oomycota; Peronosporomycetes; Peronosporales; Peronosporaceae
Exons: 1
Coding region: 1-468 (155 amino acids)
Source: RefSeq, a predicted model, not a curated record